This is a messenger RNA of Theobroma umbraticum, 3291 nucleotides long. Its product is annotated as Beta-glucosidase, GBA2 type family protein. Gene Ontology annotation, molecular function: glucosylceramidase activity; beta-glucosidase activity. Gene Ontology annotation, cellular component: membrane. NCBI's taxonomy places the organism in Eukaryota, Viridiplantae, Streptophyta, Magnoliopsida, Malvales, Malvaceae. Gene Ontology annotation, biological process: carbohydrate metabolic process; glucosylceramide catabolic process. The record is from RefSeq and is a predicted model, not a curated record.
UUUUGAAUGUUGGUUGAUAAGGAAAGAAAUUUAAAUAAAUUAAUUUGGGUUUAAAAGGAAAACAAACUAAAAUAUUAGGGGCCUACAGUAAUUACAUGAUAAUUAAGGAACAAUAUCUUGUCCGAAUCAGAAACGCCGGCGGACACAAAACACAAAAGAACAGGCUUUUAAUUUAAAACUCAUGUUAUUCAGUAAAUCCCAUAAUUCAAGAACUUGAUCCUUCUUUCAAGUUUCUAACAUUCUACUCUCUCAGUUUCUUUUCCAAAUACCCAUUUCAGUUUCUUUCUCAGGAAAGAUGUCGGAGAGAAAGGUCUUGGAUAAAGGUUUUGAUGAAGGAGAUAAAGAUGCAUCCAACCUUCCAAUAAAUAAAGUUGACCCUGGGAAACCUGCACCACUAACUUGGAAUCGAAGCCUAAAUGGUGAGGGAUAUGUUCCUUCAAUGUUCACUCUGACUUUUCAAGAGAAACUUCAGAUGGCUCCUAUAGGUAUUCGGCUUUGGCAGCAUAUACGAGAACAAUCAACCAAAGGAAGGCGGGUUUUUAUCAACCCAUUUGCUAAGCGCUAUAUCACAUCUUGUCAUGGUGUUCCUCUAGGUGGUGUUGGCACCGGAAGCAUUGGAAGAAGUUACAAAGGUGAAUUUCAGCGCUGGCAACUAUUCCCUAGAAUAUGUGAAGAGAAACCAGUUUUAGCAAAUCAGUUUUCUGUUUUUGUUUCGCACUCCAAUGGUGAGAAGUAUUCCAGUGUACUGUGCCCAGCAAGUCCUGAGCUGCUUAAAGAAAAUGCAGUCUCAGGAAUUGGUUCUUGGGACUGGAAUCUGAAGGGUAAUAAUUCUACAUAUCAUGCUUUAUACCCAAGGGCUUGGACAGUAUAUGAAGGUGAACCUGACCCUGAACUUAAAAUUGUUUGUCGCCAAAUUUCACCUAUUAUUCCUGAUAAUUACAAAGAAAGCAGCUUUCCUGUUUCAGCUUUUACUUUCACUGUAUAUAAUACUGGAAAGACCACCGCAGAUGUUACCUUGCUUUUCACUUGGGCUAAUUCUGUGGGAGGAGUUUCUGAAUUUUCUGGUCGUCACUCCAAUUCGAAAAUAAUGAUGAAGGAUGGCGUGCAUGGCAUCCUUUUACAUCACAUGACUGCAGAUGGACUACCUCCUGUGACUUUUGCAAUUGCCGCACAGGAGACUGAUGGUGUUCAUGUUUCAGAGUGCCCCUGCUUUUUGAUAUCAGGGAACUCACAAGGCAUUACUGCAAAAGACAUGUGGCAAGAAAUAAAAGAGCAUGGCUCCUUUGAGCAUUUAAAGUACACUGAUGCAUCAGUGCCUUCAGAGCCGGGGUCCUCUAUUGGGGCAGCCAUUGCAGCUUCUCUGAAAAUUCCAUCUGAUGCUGUACGCACUGUUACUUUUUCAUUGGCAUGGGACUGUCCUGAGGUAGACUUUCUUGGUGGAAAGACUUAUCACAGGCGUUAUACAAAAUUCUAUGGAACCAAUGGGGAUGCUGCAGCAAAUAUCGCACACGAUGCUAUUCUUGGGCACAGUCAUUGGGAGUCACUGAUUGAAGCAUGGCAGAGGCCUAUACUUGAAGACAAGAGGCUUCCUGAAUGGUACCCUGUCACUUUAUUCAAUGAGCUUUAUUAUCUUAAUUCAGGGGGAACAAUUUGGACAGAUGGAUCCCCUCCAGUCCAUAGUUUAGUAAGCAUUGGAGGAAGGAAGUUUUCCCUUGAUAGAUCACAGUUAGGUUUGAAAAGCAUUAUUGAUGUUCCCCAUCAAAAUGGUACUGCCAUUGACAUUCUCGGAAGGAUGACUUCAAUACUUGAGCAAAUACACACUCCAAUUGCUUCAAAGUCUGCUUUUGGAACAAAUUUGCUUCAAGAAGGCGAAGAAAACAUUGGUCAAUUCCUUUAUCUUGAAGGAAUUGAAUAUCACAUGUGGAACACGUAUGAUGUUCAUUUUUAUGCUUCUUUUGCGCUAAUCAUGUUAUUUCCAAAACUUCAACUCAGCAUCCAGAGAGACUUUGCAGCUGCAGUAAUGAUGCAUGAUCCUAGUAAAAUUAAACUUUUACAUGACGGACAAUGGGUUCCAAGAAAGGUUCUUGGAGCUGUUCCACAUGAUAUUGGAAUCGAUGACCCGUGGUUUGAAGUAAAUGCAUACUGCCUUUAUAACACUGAUAGAUGGAAAGACUUGAAUCCAAAAUUUGUUCUCCAAGUUUAUAGGGAUGUGGUUGCCACUGGUGACAAGAAGUUUGCAGAAGCUGUUUGGCCCUCAGUUUAUGUUGCAAUGGCUUAUAUGGAUCAAUUUGACAAGGAUGGAGAUGGGAUGAUUGAGAAUGAAGGCUUCCCUGAUCAGACAUAUGAUACAUGGUCUGUGUCUGGUGUAAGUGCCUAUAGUGGUGGGCUAUGGGUUGCAGCCUUACAGGCUGCAUCUGCCCUCGCACGCGAAGUAGGAGACAAGGGUUCUGAAGAUUAUUUUUGGUUCAAGUUUCUGAAGGCCAAAGCUGUCUAUCAGAAAUUGUGGAAUGGCUCGUACUUCAAUUACGACGACAGUGGCAGUCGCACAAGCUCAUCUAUUCAGGCUGAUCAAUUGGCUGGACAAUGGUAUGCAAGGGCAUGCGGUCUUUUGCCAAUAGUUGAUGAAGACAAAGCAAGAAGCACAUUAGAGAAGGUAUACAGUUACAAUGUCUUAAAAGUGAAAGAUGGAAAGCGGGGGGCUGUAAAUGGGAUGCUGCCUGAUGGAAGAGUUGAUAUGUCAUCAAUGCAAUCAAGAGAAAUAUGGUCUGGAGUAACAUAUGCGGUGGCUGCAACAAUGAUCCAUGAAGAUUUGGUGGAUAUGGCAUUUCAUACUGCAGGUGGAAUCUUUGAAGCGGUUUGGUCUGAAAAAGGACUUGGUUAUUCAUUUCAAACUCCGGAAGCUUGGAAUGUAGAUGAUCAGUACAGAUCUCUAGCUUACAUGCGCCCUUUGGCCAUAUGGGCAAUGCAAUGGGCCUUAUCAAGACAAAAACUCCCUAAGCAGGAGCCUAAACCUGAAAUGAAAGCAGAUUCCUUACGUAUACACCAUGCCGGAUUCUCCAAAGUUGCUCGCCUUCUAAAGUUGCCCGAAGAGCAAGGACCCAGGAGCCUUUUGCAGGUUAUGUUCGACUAUACUUGCAAGAGAAUGUUGAUUUAAUUAAGUGCGUGUAACUAUUAUUGUGUACACUGUACAGUGGCUUUGAGGAUUUGUUACACAAUAAUCGGAAAACUUGAGUCAAACUUCGACUCAAGAUAGCAUUUUUAAGUGUUUGUAUAGUUGUUUUGUUCUUUUAA